Spea bombifrons (plains spadefoot toad) is the source of this 2057-nucleotide messenger RNA. It is a transcript of the gene VSIG10, whose product is annotated as V-set and immunoglobulin domain containing 10. The transcript is spliced from 9 exons. Gene Ontology annotation, biological process: cell-cell adhesion. The coding region runs from base 175 to 1719 and encodes 514 amino acids. The record is from RefSeq and is a predicted model, not a curated record. Gene Ontology annotation, cellular component: cell-cell junction. Lineage: Eukaryota; Metazoa; Chordata; Amphibia; Anura; Pelobatidae. Gene Ontology annotation, molecular function: cell adhesion molecule binding.
GAUGUCAGUGUGAGACUAGACUGCAGCAGUUAGCAGAUCCCCUAGAAGGCCCCUCAAUCUCCAGCUCACCAGAGAAGCUGGACUGUUACCUUAAAAGUACAGGGCAUGGACAAGCCCCUUCUGUGAACUUUAUUUACCCUGCACGCUGUGGAAAAGCACGAAACUGCCUUCUAGAUGGGGUCGGGCAGCAAGCCUCUGUGGCUGAUCUGGUUCGCAGCUGAAGCAUCUUUAGCAAUUUUACUUGGGGAGGUGGACGAACAAAUAGUGAUACCUUGCUAUGCUCUGGCGCCUAACUCAACAAGAACCGUGUGGGUUAAAGACACCCUCACACAACCACUACUUACCUGUAAUAGUGACAGUUCAUCAGAAGGACGGUUUAAGAGAAUAAACGGGACUUCCCUUGAAAUAUCAAAUCUACAGAUCCAGGAUGAAGGAAACUACACGUGUAUUGAAUGUUUGCACGAUACAGAUGAAAAACAUCACACAAAGCUACGUAUAUCAAGUGGCCCACACAAUUUGUCUGCCAACAUAUAUCCAACACAGACAUUACCAAAUGGCACUCUUUAUACUUCCCACGGUUCUGACUUGAUUUUCAACUGCUCUUGUCAAUCCCACCCUGAACCAAUAAUGGAUUGGACUUUUAGCACAUAUUUUGGGAAUCCUGAAUUGUUCCAUGAAGGAGAUGGAUUCCUUCUGAACUUCACUUUGCUCCAGGUGGCUUCUAAUUACAUGGGUAACUUCUCCUGCUCAGCAAAAAACUCACUUAGUGGAAGGAAAGAGUCUACCACUUUGGAACUUCUGGUUUAUCAUCCACCUGCUUAUCCUAUGGCAUGCUAUGCAAAUAACUCAGAUGAUCUAUCUCAGUUACUGCUUCAUUGCUAUUGGCCAGGAGGUUACCCAUUUCCAUCACUGCAGUGGAAACAAGAUGAUGAAGCCUUAUCCAACCUGACUUCUGCUAGCAAUGACUCAGACAGCUUGGUGAUAUCGUUAAAUUCUUCCCAGCUGGUUGUCGGUCAAAAGUUUCAAUGCUAUGGGAGGCAUCUGAUUAAAGAAGAACGCAUUUGUCAUGUUAAAAUAGACCUUCCUGACUUGAAAUCACAGCCCAUUCGGACCUGUUUGGUGGGAGCGAAUGUAACCCUGUCCUGUACUGUGUCAGGUGCCAAUCCCAGUGCAGCAAUUACAUGGCUGCGUAAUUUAAGUAACCCAGAGGUGGAAAUCCAACCAGGGAAAAAAUAUUCCAUCUACCAGAGCGGCUUAACCUCCUACCUCACUAUCAACAACUGCACUGAUGAUGAUGAUGGAUACUAUGUCUGCAAAGCAGCGAAUGUCCUAGGAAUAAAAGAGAUCAACAUAUGGCUGACAGUCAGUAAGCCGCACAAUAUUGUUGGACUGAUGGCAACAGUCCUUAUCCUCUUUCUGUUGGCAGUGGCCAUAAUCACAGGCACCAUUUUCUACUGUGAUCCUCAAGUCUAUCUGAAAGCACAUUUUUUACGGUCACGAGGUACUGAAGUCAUGGUCUUGGUUGAUGAGGAGGAAGAGGAAGAGAUGGAAGAAGUCAUACAAUCUACUGAGAGUACCAGUCCAAUUGGCACAGCCAUCUCUGAUCAUUACGUAGUGAAUGGGAACAUAAGCAAACAUCAAGUCUUGUUCCAUCAACCUCCUGAUAACAUCAAUCCUGCACUCAUUACUGAAGUCUCAGAAGACAAAGAAGAUUUGUGAUGACUAUUGAUAUUUAACUUCACCUGUUCUUCUCCUCUUUGUGCCAGGGGACAGUUAGCACAAUUCCAUUGCUGGUUCCUUGUCUGAAGGUUUACUCCUCUGGGGCUGGUGUUGUUUCAUUGUAGAAACACUGAUGCUUUAGCAACAUUUUUAUUAGUUCUAAUCCCCCUUUAAUUGCUUUGUGCUUUUGUUCCUGUCAUUGCUAAGGUUUGCUCUUUAUUUCCUCCUAAGGAGGACUUUUUCCCUGUGAUCUAAAGGGCUGCAUCUCGGAAUGUUAUUGAAUGUGUGGACUUGGUGCUCCGUUAUGUGCACUUAUAAUGGGACAAAUAAACCCAAUU